This is a messenger RNA of Centruroides sculpturatus (bark scorpion), 1271 nucleotides long. RefSeq lists its product as uncharacterized. The record is from RefSeq and is a predicted model, not a curated record. NCBI's taxonomy places the organism in Eukaryota, Metazoa, Arthropoda, Arachnida, Scorpiones, Buthidae. The coding region runs from base 21 to 1241 and encodes 406 amino acids. The transcript is spliced from 2 exons. Gene Ontology annotation, cellular component: cytosol. Gene Ontology annotation, biological process: neurogenesis.
UUACAGCAGGAAGACCAAUCAUGAAUGUUCCGAAAGAAGUAAUCUUGAGAUCUGUAAAAGGAGGAGAUGUUACAGUUAGCGGUUCUUCAUUGUUAAAACGAGGAGAAAAAUUAAAAUCACUUUUAUUGAAAUCUACUUUACAAACACCAGCUAUUCUACUACCACUGUCGGUAAAUGUACUCCGCGUUAUUGCCAAGUACUUAGAAGAUGAUGAUUAUGUGUUUGAUCGCCAAUCAAUCCCUUUCGAAACUGCAAUACAGACAUUUAGCGCUAGUAAAAAUUUUGAAAUGAAUAAGCUGAAGAAGGUCACUUUGACAUACCUGAAAAAGUCAAUAAUCGAUGGACACGUUUGUCACAUCUAUGAUUGGGCAUGCAUUCAACAAGAAAAGCAUCUUGAAUAUCUGUGCUGGAAAGAAUUCGACAUUUCGUGGAAGAAAAUCUUCGAGAGUGAAGACUUCUUUAACUGUCAAGAAGCCACUAUCAGAAGAUUACUUAUCUGUCCCAUUUACUCUACUCUGUCUGAGCUUGAUCUCCUCCAUGGAAUUUAUCGCAGAGCCAUGUGGAAAGUGAUGAAUGGCCAACGUUUACCUCCUGCUAGUGAAGUGAUCAGACCUUUGCUUCCAGCCAUCAGAUUACUUACAAUUGAUCUGUCAGAUCUAGAGAAGCACGUAUUUAAUCUCGGUAUCCUGACACCACAAGAGAUUAACUGGAUAAGAUCCUAUUUCAUAAACAAAGAUUUGCCAUAUAGAUCAUGUUUUAUUUGUAACAAAACAGCAAAAAGAAACAUGGACGUUUAUCACACGCUGUUUGACAAAUGGAAUUGCCAUAAUUUCAAGAACAAUAAGAAUAUUAAUGUGAGACCUGGCCAUUCGUUCAGAGCGAAACUUUUUAUAAGGAAGGAAUGUUUUGCAUAUGCAGUGAAGCUUCCCAUACGUCAUCAACUGGACGAUGGCAUUGGCAUUAGUUAUGUAGCAUACAAAAACGGAAAACAUUUCUCUUCUGAUAUUCUUAGCUGCAAUAAAGACGGUGAAAUAAAUCUGAAUGUACCUGAAUAUCUGAAAGAGUUUAACAUUUAUGACUUUACGUUUAUGAUAUCGGGUGAAUACACAAAUUGGAGAAGUGGAAUUUAUAUUAUCUCUCAUGCUGACUGUUACAUCUGUAAAGCAGAUUAUGAUGAAUUGAGUCGUAAAGAAAGUAAAGAAUGGUUCGAAUUUUAUUGUGACAUUUUGCUGCAAUUUUGAUAUUAAUGUUAACACUGUAAACACUGUUUG